CAUUGACCUGCAGCUUUAGAGCGGGUAGACGAUAGUGGCGCUACAGCUGACUUAGCAAACCAGCAGGAAAUGAAAAGUGGGACUCAACAACUUCCUGAGAAUGAUAUGGGUCCCCUAGCGGCUUCGGAUAAGUUAAUGGAUGGGUCACCCAGUGAUAACCUGAAGGAUGCAGAUGAGUUAUUACUAGAAGAUAUCCGUGAUCAGAUCCGAUAUAUCGAAAAAUCUGUAAUGACCAAAGAGAUAUAUUAUAUGACAAGGGUUGUGCGUGGCCUGUCUGGCGUUCGUCGACGACUCAAUUGUAAUGUUUUGAGAGGCUUAAUGCAAGGUUAUUUCCCAAAUCCUUCCCCACAAAAGACUUAUUUUUUGGAGUUUCUCCCUGAGGCAAUGGACACUGAUUGUCCGUUAUCAUCGUUCCGUCCUCGUGCUGGAAAGCUUAACACCCCAUUAAUACCUGAGGUAGAGGUAUACUUGCACCUCCUACUUGUAAUGUUUUUGAUUGAUGAAAACCACUUAGAAGAGGCAUGCAAAUGUUCCAACCUCCUAAUGGAUCGUUUAAGUGCCACUGGUCGACGCUCUAUGGCACUCCUUGCAAGUCGGUGUUAUUAUUAUCACAGUCGUAGCUACGAACUUGUUGGACGCUUGGAUUCUGUGCGAUCAUUUUUCCAUGCUCGUUUAUCAACUGCUACUCUUAGAUCAAAUUUUGAUACUAAAGCUGUGCUAAUUAACUUGUUGUUGCGCAACUAUUUGCAUUAUCAAUUGCAUGAACAAGCACAUAAGCUUGUCUCACGUGUAGUAUUCCCGGAAAGUGCGCCAAAUAACGAAUGGGCUAGAUAUUUGUAUUAUUUAGGUAGAAUCAAGGCAAUACAAUUAGACUAUUCAUCAGCUCAUGAACAUCUGGUUUCUGCUUUGCGUAAAGCUCCUCAACACACAGCCAUUGGUUUUAAGCAAACCUUGCACAAAUUAAAUACAGUUGUAGAACUAUUACUAGGUGAACAGCCAGAUCGUUCUAUAUUUCGUCAAACGACAUUUAAAGCUGCUCUACAACCAUAUUUUCAGCUGACUCAAGCAAUUCAUGCAGGAGAUUUAUCUCGAUUUAACGAUACCCUUCGAGUUCAUGGAGCUCAGUUUUCAGCUGACAAAAUGUAUACACUAAUUAUUCGAUUACGUCAUAAUGUCAUUAAAACCGGUGUUCGACGAAUAUCCUUAAGUUAUUCUAGAAUUUCUCUAGUAGAUAUCGCCAAAAAGCUCCAAUUGGAUAGUGUCGAAGACGCAGAAUACAUAGUUGCAAAGGCUAUUCAUGAUGGUGUGAUUGAUGCUAUAAUUAAUCAUAAAGAAGGUCAUGUAACUACAAAUGAAACGUUAGAUUUAUAUUCAACACGUGAACCUUUUAAUCAAUUUCACCAACGUAUUAAAUUUUGCCUCAGCAUACAUAAUCAAGCGGUCAAAGCAAUGCGUUAUCCCCCGAAACAAUACUCUAAAGAUAUUGAAUCUGCUGAAGAACGUCGUGAACGUGAACAACAAGAGCUUGAAAAUGCGAAGGAACUAUCUGAAGAUGAAUUUGACGGAUUCCCAUGAAUCUCAUUCAUGUUGGCAUUAAUAAUAAAUGACAAUGAAUAAUACUUAUUCCCUAACACGAUCCAUUUUUUAAGACUCAAUUGUUUUGUAUUGAAUACUUUUUGUGACAUAUAUAUAUAUAUGUCCAGUAAUCUUGUAGCAUACCAUGUUAUUGUUGAAAAAUUUGUCUGGAAUU
Messenger RNA from Schistosoma bovis, 1750 nucleotides. Lineage: Eukaryota; Metazoa; Platyhelminthes; Trematoda; Strigeidida; Schistosomatidae. The record is from the annotation of a GenBank genome assembly.